Messenger RNA from Colletes gigas, 426 nucleotides. RefSeq names its product activity-regulated cytoskeleton associated protein 1-like. NCBI's taxonomy places the organism in Eukaryota, Metazoa, Arthropoda, Insecta, Hymenoptera, Colletidae. The transcript has a single exon. The record is from RefSeq and is a predicted model, not a curated record. The coding region runs from base 1 to 426 and encodes 141 amino acids.
AUGGCGAUCCAGAUGACGGAGGAGCAGCUCCUUCGCUUGCUCAGUGCGACACGGCGCAUGGACGCACCCGCCGCAACCCCGCAAGGAAGUUUCGCCCGCUGCACGGCGAGAUAUGACGGAGCACGCUGCAGACAACGACUCGAGGAGUUCGUAGCCACCGCCUCGAUAUUCAAGGAUAUCGAAAGCAUCACAGACGCCAACGCGGUGAAGGGACUCCCGCUCCUCCUCGAAGGAGAAGCCGCCAUCUGGUGGCAAGGCGUAAAAACGAACCACGCAACAUGGCGCCAGGCCAUGGACGCCCUACAGCAGCAAUACGCACCACGUCGAUCGGCUCCUACAAUAUAUGCCGAACUAUUUGCAACCAAACAGGAUGGCCGCGUCUCCACAGACGCCUUCCUAGCGGGGAAAAGGGCCCUGCUGGCCUAG